GCAACCUGGAAAAACGUGAAGAAAUAAGUAUGGCAGACAAACCGGAGGAUUUGCCUCUGGACCGGGUGUAGAAGGCUGUUAAGAGCACUGCAUGCUUUCCUGAAGACCAAAUCCACCCCAGACGAGAGUCAACACCUCUCCCUCUUCACACUAUGGCAGAUCCUCAAGCAGACCCAGACCAUCCCCGCGUGAUCCCUUACAAGACACUGAGGACUGAGUACAAGCCCUUUGAAGCCAAACGACGGCUGCUGGGGAACUUUGACAUGUUUCUUUCAGACGACCGCAUUCGCCGCCUGCUGUCCUCGCACAUCGGCAAGCACUUCUACGAGAGAAAGAAGGAGCCUUUGUCAUUGAACCUGCAGAGCAAGAAGCUGGCCUUGGACAUCCAGAGAACCAUCCAGGGGACAACAACCUCCAUUUCUAAGAAAGGCUGCUACUGCAUGGCUUGUGUGGCCCACUCUGGGAUGGCUGCAGAUGAAAUAGCAGAGAAUAUUGAUUCAGCUGUCAGCACCAUCGUGACAAAACUACGGGUUAGAAAGGACCGUUGAUAAAGGUCAUCCACUUGAAAAGCCAAUCAGUGGCUCUGCCCAUCUACACCUCUAACCUGAGUAACCUGACCCUUAUAGAUGAAACACAGAAACAGACCCGCGCAGCCAUGGAUGCCAAGGUGAUCCCUUACAAGACACUGAGGACUGAGUACAAGCCCUUUGAAGCCAAACGACGGCUGCUGGGGAACUUUGACAUGUUUCUUUCAGACGACCGCAUUCGCCGCCUGCUGUCCUCGCACAUCGGCAAGCACUUCUACGA
Molecule: messenger RNA, 807 nt
Organism: Oncorhynchus tshawytscha (Chinook salmon)
Lineage: Eukaryota; Metazoa; Chordata; Actinopteri; Salmoniformes; Salmonidae
Product: ribosomal L1 domain-containing protein 1-like
Exons: 7
Coding region: 153-548 (131 amino acids)
Source: RefSeq, a predicted model, not a curated record